This is a messenger RNA of Lecanosticta acicola, 282 nucleotides long. NCBI's taxonomy places the organism in Eukaryota, Fungi, Ascomycota, Dothideomycetes, Mycosphaerellales, Mycosphaerellaceae. The record is from the annotation of a GenBank genome assembly.
AUGUCCUCUUUCAGACUCUUGGAUCUGCCUGCUGAGCUGCGCAAUGAAGUCUACAAGUUGGCACCUGGAGCUGGACAUCGCACAUCAUCGGAGUACAAGCUGAGCUGGCGGCAACUCCGCGUCCUCGAGCCCGCGCUCGACAAGUACGCCAAGAGACUCUUCCAAAGAUCUUCUGGGGCGAGCGUGUCUCUCAUGUGGACACUUUUGGCGACGCUCGUGUCUUCUUGGACAGACUUCCAAACAACAUUCAGGACUGCUGAAAAGUAUCCAGGUUGGAACUAG